AUGAGAUUCCGUUUUUUGUGCCUUUUUGCAACUCUUGCAACUUUCACUACAAGUUUUGCAGAUGAUAGUAAAUCCAGCUUCGUAGAACAGCUACUAUCAGAUGAUGGGAAUAAAACUAACAACACUGAUGCCACAGAUGGAAAAGAAACAAUUGAGGAACAAUACGAUGGAGAUAACUCCAUUUCGUUGACCAACGGAACUGAUAAAUCUUCUUCUAAUCCAACAAGUUCCGUUGGUCCAGAUGCCAAAACGACGACACCAAAGUCCAAACCAAGAGCUCCUUCCUUCACAUGA
Molecule: messenger RNA, 294 nt
Organism: Caenorhabditis briggsae
Lineage: Eukaryota; Metazoa; Nematoda; Chromadorea; Rhabditida; Rhabditidae
Exons: 3
Coding region: 1-294 (97 amino acids)
Source: RefSeq, a predicted model, not a curated record